AUGGCCUUGCUUCAACAUUAUCCCCUUUCUCUGGGGGGCCAAGCUAAGGCAGGGGAGGAAAGCCACCCCUAUCCCCCAUGGGUCGACUCGACUCUCAGUCACUUGAAGCAGCCAGAGGCUUCUGAAUGGGAAGGCGAACGAUUUGACCUGACUCCGGUGCAGCGAGGAAUUCUAACUUCCAUCGGAUCGGGAGCUGCAUGGAGUUCGUUUACUUUCGACAUACCGGAACAGAUGGUAUUCAGCAUCGAUCGACUGCGUAUGUCUUGGCAAGCCACAGCUGCCCAUCAUCCAAUCCUUCGAACAAUUAUCGUUUCACCCCAAGGUCAUCUAGGCCUGGCCCAGCAGCUUGUCGUUCCCCAAAUUUGCCCUAUGCGACUUGGACCCAGGGACCCAUAUCCUAAAACACUGCCGUACUUGGUUUAUCAAGAGGAGUACCAAACGGCCCCUUCGGUAACCCUUCACUACCACCGUGCCUUGCUAGACAGCAAGUCUCUCAUCCUGAUUCGGAAUGAUUUUGAAUUAUUCUUUCGAGGCUAUGCGUUUCCAACCCGGAUUCCCUUCAGUGAAUAUGCGAGGACCAUCAUAGAGGCCAGUCACGCCGAGGCGGAAGCAUUUUGGGAAACGUAUCUGGACGGGUAUCAGCCUAGGGACCUACUGAGGGUCUCAGCAGCUUUGACAGAUUCAACGGUCGACACAACUUUUCCCUUGAAUUUGAGUCUGCUAACGCAGGUCGAGGGGUUUGCUCAGGCAAAUUUUGUUCAGAGCCGAACAAUUUUUCUUGCUGCAUGGGCUAUAACUGUUUCUCGACACUUGGAAUCCAAUGACGUGGCUUUUUAUACCAACCUUAGGGCGUCUGGAGUAGGCCCGGUCCACGAUAUUGUCGGGCCCCUGGGGGCGAUCGCCCCGGUACGGCUUAGGCUCUCACAGGAGAGCUCCGCUCUCGACUUGUUCUCUUAUUUGAGCAAUGAAGAGAAGAAGGCCUCAGAGUACUCAUAUAUCGGGGGCCAGAAGAUAUGCGAGAUCAUUGGUGGCAAGGGCAGCGCGAAAGCCCUACUCCAAACGGCGAUUACAGUGUUGGAAGCUGAUACUCCUAGGCACCUCGACUGUUGCCCUCCGGCGGUCAUCCAUAUCCGCUUUGCGUCCGGCCAUCGUGAAGUGACCAUCGUGCAUGAAUCGUGCAUCCCCGCAGCCAGAGUUGAGAUCCUUCUCCAGCACUUCUGGGAGGCAUUGCGAGAGUUAACUGUGAAACCCACUUCGCCCCUUUCAGGCCUUGAUCUGGUAUCCGAAGUUGAAAAAUCCACCCUCUUGAGUUUUAAGCCCACGAUAUCUGGUGUCCUCCCCCAACUGGUCCAUCAUCUCAUUGAGGAACGGGUCGCCCUUAAAGGAGACGACAUAGCGUUGCAAUUUGAAAAGAGUGCGAAUCUAACCUUCUCUCAGCUGAACAUGGCCGCAAACCGUGUCGCACGGCAAUUGCUUGAGCGAAUGCCUCGCCAAUCAAUUAUUCCUGUUCAUAUGCAUGUCUCAAUCAACUUUAUAAUCGCGCUGCUGGCUAUUCUUAAAGCCGGUAGCGCGUAUGUCAUCCUUGAUCCCGUACAACCCACGGCUAGAAAGGAGUACAUUGUCCAGGACACAGGCGCUCCAUUUUACAUAUCUCAGCUGGGAGACCAGGACAUGAUCCCUGGUGUUACAGCUUUGUUCAUCGAGGACCUGGUCAGUAGCUCCGGUGAGGACACUGACCUCGACCUUGUCAUCAACACAGAAAGCCCGGCAUAUGUGAUCUAUACGUCUGGUUCAACCGGAAACCCGAAGGGGGUGGUGUUGAGCCACCGUGCAGCUUCAAUAGGCAUCAUUUGUGCGCCGACUUCUGCCAAUACACGCAGCUUACUCUUCUAUAACCCCAUAUUUUCGGCUGCCCAACGGACCAUUCUAUCAACCCUGGCCAAGGGUGGUUGUUUAUGCCUGGCCAGUAGAUCCAAGCUGCAAACGUCGUUGGCGGACCAGAUUAACGGAAUGGAGGUUGACACUCUCGGUAUAACAUCAUCUUUCCUUACUCGCUUCAACCCGGAGUAUGUCCCCACGCUAAAAAGAGUAACACUGACGGGAGAGGCGCCGAAUCUGUCCGUAAUCGAUCGAUGGGCGGCCUCCGUGGAACUAAGAAACAACUAUGGCCUCAGUGAGUGCACCCAGCUAAACUGGGGGCAGGUUAUGUCUGCAUCGACCAUGUCCCCCCACAACGUCGGAUUCCCGGCAGACAGUACAGCAGCAUUUGUGUUAGAGCCAGGAACCUUCCAAAUGGCUCCAUUUUUGGUGCCUGGAGAACUAUGCCUUCAAGGCCCCCAACUAGCAAGUGGAUAUCUCAAUCGACCCGAGCUCACGGCCAAGGCCUUCGUGGAUAGCCCGUUCACGCCAGGCCAGAAGCUUUACAGAACAGGUGAUCUUGCCGUCCGUCUGGAAGAUGGAAGUGUUGAGAUCAUUGGCCGUAUUGACUUUCAGACAAAGAUUAACGGACAGCGUGUCGAGCCCAAUGAAAUCGCUGCUAUGUUGAGAAAGCAGAACGGGGUGCACAAUGUUGCUGUCGUCACGGUUACAGUAGAAGGGGAGAAGGCGUUAGUCGCCUGUGUCUCGCCAAACACUGCAUCACUGGCCUGGUCUCAGCUUGUGGGAGAACUUCGGAAGGCAGCGUUAUCCAACCUCCCGCGAUACAUGACCCCGGCGUACUGGAUCUCCUUCAACACAUUGCCAGUUAAUGCUAGUGGGAAGAUUGAUAUAAUGAAGCUGCGUGAGCAGGUUGGUUCCAUGAGUCGCGCUGAGCUGGUAGCCUCCAGUGCCAGCUCCACUGGUGAUGACAGAGAGCUAUCUAGUGAGGAGAAGAUUCUGCAAUCAGCCUGGACAAAGGCUCUUCAGAUCCCCACAGAGCUUGUCACUGCUACUCAGUCAUUCCUCGCACUUGGGGGAGACUCUCUCAAGGCACUGGUUGUAAUAUCAGAGCUGCUGUCGUCAAACUAUAUUAUCGAGUUGGGCGACAUUUUGCAAUCGGACUCUCUUGCGACAGCGGCAUUGCGACUUCGAUAUGGGGAGACAACCACUGAUGCUGCCCCUGCCGCAUACAGUAUGUUGCCGGACCACAUUGGAGGUAUUGACCACGACACAUAUGAGGAUAUAUACCCAGCUACCGCCCUCCAGGAAGGUAUUCUCUCUGCCCACCAGACUGUUGGCGGAUAUGUCUAUCAUCGAAUAUAUCGAAUUCGGGGGGUUGAUAUUGACCGCCUGAGACGCGCAUUUCAGACCGUCAUUGCGACUGAUGCGAUAUACCGAACUAGCUUUAAAGGAAACGGAGCGGCCUUCCUUCAGAUGGUGCACAAAAAAUUUGAACUUCCUUGGGAUGUAGUCAGUGGUGUCUCACCAGAGGAGUACAUCUCGCAGCAUCCUACAGAUGAUAUUGAUAUUACAGCACCGCCUAUCCGUGCCGCCGUUCUCGAUCAAGAUGUCAUGGUGGUGGCCAUGCACCACGCUCUGUUCGAUUUCUGGUCAUCGAGGUUCUUGUUUGAGGAUGUGACGGCUGAAUAUCACGGCCAACCCCGUAUAUCACGACCUCCGUUCAAUGUCUUCGUGCGUCAUCUCCAGCAGAAUAUACAUGAAGCCGACGCUGCUAUUUUCUGGUCUGGGUAUCUAAAGGAGGCAGGUCCAACCCACCUAACCGCAGGUGAAGAGUUCAGCGCUGUGAACCGCAUGCUCAAUCGUGAUCUGCGUGCGUUGACUACAACUCUCGGCGUUUCGAUUGGUGCGCUCGUAUACGCCGCCUGGUCUAUCAUCCUAUGGAAACAUACCGGCAAUACAGAUGUAACUUUUGCCAUUACACUCUCCGGCAGAGAUACUCCGAUCAAGGGUAUCCAAACCCUUAGCGGACCGACUCUCACUGUUGUUCCUCUUCGGGUUCAAUUGCAGCCCAGCACAAUGCGCUUGAUCGAUGUAGCUAGAAUGGUACAAAAAGAGAUAUGGAAAGUGGCUCAGCACUCGCAGUUUGGAUUGCGUAAGGCCCUGCAGGCGGCCUCUCAGAGCCCGAAGGCUUUCAAUUCAAUGGUGAACUUCCUGUUGAAAAGGGAGGUAGACAAGGAGAAGGCUGUCUUCCAACCAUAUGCAGAGCGCCCGAUCUGGAAUACCGGCUAUACAUCGCUCGAAGUGGAAGAAAACGAGCUAGGGCAAUUUGAGCUCCGAUUGUCUGGACAACUGGACCCCAUGCGGGCCGACUUCAUCAUUGAUCAAGUGGGCAAGAUAUUUGAAGAUAUGGCGUCAGGAAAUGCCAUAUGUUUGAGUGAGAUGGAAAUUAUCGGCAGUGCAGAGUCGGCAUUCCUUCGUACCUUGUCCCAGCCGGUUUCCAGCAAUGCGAGACUCCUGCAUGACGGCUUCGAGGCAAUCGUUGCUUCCACCGGAGACCGUGUUGCGAUAGAAUUCGAGAACGGUGACAACAUAACCUACAGAGAACUCAACUCCCGUGCAAACCAACUCGCCAGAUUUCUAGUCACCAAAGGAGUUAGCCCAGACAGUCUAGUGCCCAUCUGCCUCCCUAAGUCCAUCGAGAUGAUAACCUCAAUCCUCGCUAUUCUCAAAGCAGGGGGGGCAUUUGUCCCACUCGAUCCCGACAAUCCGCCGGAGCGAAACAAUUUCAUUGUAAGAGAUGUUUCCGCUGCGAUCGUGCUGACAAAUGAGCACUUGCUUGAUAUCUUUGACGAGGCAAGAGACAGGGGAGUGCAGGUGGAGGAUGUGUACAACAUCGAUGUAUCGUGCUACCCCAGCACCAACCUCUUGCUGGAGGUGUUAGAACCCAGCCAUCUCGCCUACACGAUAUACACUUCAGGAUCAACUGGUGUGCCCAAGGGUGUGCUAGUCUCUCACAGCUCUAUUGCAUCGGGGAUUGAGAGUAUCAUCACUGCAGAACACUGGGAGCCAAACUGGCGUGUGUUACAAUUCUCCAACUAUGUCUUUGACGUGGCCGUGGGAGAUAUUUUCUGCACUCUCAGCACCGGUGCAAUACUAUGCAUGGCCUCCAUGGAGUCGCUUCUCUCCAACCUUGCGCAUAUCGUCAACAAACUGAAGGUGGACCGAUUAUUUCUGACUCCAACCGUGGCCAAGCUGAUUCAGCCUAAAGAAGUUCCUGGAGUGCAGGGAAUUUAUCUUGCUGGAGAGCCAGUAACCCCCGAUUUGGUUGAAACAUGGGCCCCCCACUGCCAUGUCAUGAACUGCUACGGGCCCACCGAGGCAGCUAUUCUUGCUGUAGCGGGCACGAUUGAGCACGGCAUGAAUUCCAAGGUCAUCGGGCAUCCCCUAAAAAACUGCAUAUCCAUGAUCCUCGAACCUGGGAGUAUGCGUUUAUCCCCCUAUGGCGCGGUGGGCGAGCUUUGCCUUAGUGGACCCCAGCUUGCGCGCGGCUAUCUGAACCGCCGUGACGUAACAGACAAAGCAUUCGUGGUCUGCGAUAAUAAGAGGGUAUAUCGAACGGGGGACUUGGCUCGUUGGAUUCCUAAUUAUCGCAUCGAGUGUUUUGGCCGCCAGGAUAACCAGGUAAAAGUCAGCGGGCAUCGUAUUGAGCUAGGGGAGAUAGAAAAUGCCAUUAUCACAGGCUCCGGCGUCCAGCAAGCCGUUGUUAGUGCAGUUGAAAUCCAGGAGAAGAUGCACCUAGUAGCAUUUUGUGUCGCGGACCCGACCAAGGGUCAGGGUAUCCUCCACCCGGAGGAAUACCUGGAUAUGCUCAUCACCAUCCGUGUUGGUCUGACCUCGCUUCCUCCAUAUAUGGUACCUACCAUCUGGAUUCCCGUGGGAGCGAUGCCACUGCUCCCAUCAGGCAAAGUCAACAGGAAGAAACUUGUGGAGUGGAUUCAAAAUAUGGAUAGCGCGAAGCUGCAGCAAUAUUCGAAUUCGGAUGCUCUAGGUGAGUUUGUCCAUCCAGUUUCUGACCAAGAAAAAUUGCUGCAGAAACUGUGGGCAAACCUGCUCAAUAAAGACAUCACCGAGAUUAGCGCCGUCAGCCCCUUUUUCCUUCACGGGGGAGACUCGAUUUCCGCAAUCAACUUGGUCAGCAAGUGCAAGGGCCAUGGAUAUAUCUUGGCGGUUAGUGACGUCCUUGCUUAUCCCUCACUGAAGGACAUGGCAGCUCGUAUGAGACCAGUGAGCCGAGCUCAAAACACCGUUGAGAAACUCCAGUACGACGUGCCCGAUAGCAUAUAUGCUACCCUAGCCAGGGCUGGAGUGUCCACGGCAGAAAUCAAAGUCAUAUACCCUGCUGUUCCUGGAGUGGAGGAUUUUCUGACCCGUGGUGCCAAGGAGGAGCAGUUCUGGCAGUGCCAAACAGUGAGGCCGCUCCCUGACAUCUUGGAUUUUGACAGAUGGAUCCAAAUCACAACCGAGCUGACAGCGCGGAACGAGAUUCUUCGCUCAAUGUGGCUGCAGUCAGGUCACACCUGGUUACAGGUGGUGAUGGAGAAACCGACCUUAGACCUGGAGAUCAUCAAUUGUAGCUCUGAGCAGGACAAACAAGCACAAUUUGACCGUACAUGGAACGAAAGAUUUGAAAUCGGCAAGCCCUUCAUCCGCUAUCGACUUUUCGUACUCCCAGAUGGGACGCGCGACUUACUCAUCAAGAUCCACCAUGCCAUGUACGAUGGGACUCUCCUGCGGAUAUUUGACGACGAAUUCAAGGCCCUAUAUAAGGGACAGCCUCUCCCACCGACAGUCUCCUUCAGGGACUACGUGGAUUUCAUGCACUCGACGAGUAAGGCCAAGUCCAUGUCCUUCUGGAAAGGGCUCCUGCAAGGCAAUACAGCCCUGUUUCCCACGGUGAGCAACCCGAUCGCCUCCAAGCUUACGGUGACUACUGCGGACCGCCGAGUAGACUCGUUUGCGGCGGUUUGUGGUGUCACCGUCUCCAUUGUCUUUCAGACCGCCUUCACCUUGCUCUUAUCUCGGCUCAAUGUGGGCUGCACAGAUAUCACCUAUGACAACCUCAUCACCGGUCGAAACUUGGAGCUGGAGAACGCGCAAACAAUCGCAGGGACAUGUGCAAAUUUCCUUCCUUUCCGGAGUACCUUCGCGGACACGACGGGUGUACGAGAGCUACUCAGGGGGACUCAGUCGCUGUUCUGGGAGACGACUGAAAACGGGAACGUCAGCCUGGACGACAUUUACAAGUCUUUGGGGCAAAAUCGGGAAGAAAGCACCGCGCGCGCGCUGUUUCUGUUCCAGCCAUUCGAUGCACCUGCACCCACGGCCAACCUAAUCGAUAAACAUAUGCGGUGGAUGGUAAUGGGAUUGAGCAAAGUCCGGAUGCCGAUUGAUUAUGCCUUGCAUCUAGAGGUUUCUAAAACCCUAGCAGGGUAUAAUCUCCGGUGGAAGUUUGACCCUCGAGUUUAUCCUGUUGAGGAGUUUGAGCGUGUUACGGAAAACUAUGCGGAUAUCCUGGCGAAGAUGAUGGCGCAUUCAAGAAGCAGUGUAGCUUCUAUUCUGUGA
Nannizzia gypsea CBS 118893 is the source of this 7500-nucleotide messenger RNA. RefSeq names its product tyrocidine synthetase 1. The record is from RefSeq and is a predicted model, not a curated record. Gene Ontology annotation, cellular component: cytoplasm. The coding region runs from base 1 to 7500 and encodes 2499 amino acids. The transcript has a single exon. Gene Ontology annotation, biological process: amino acid activation for nonribosomal peptide biosynthetic process; secondary metabolite biosynthetic process. NCBI's taxonomy places the organism in Eukaryota, Fungi, Ascomycota, Eurotiomycetes, Onygenales, Arthrodermataceae. Gene Ontology annotation, molecular function: catalytic activity; phosphopantetheine binding.